Nymphalis io (European peacock) is the source of this 1819-nucleotide messenger RNA. RefSeq names its product ATP synthase subunit beta, mitochondrial. NCBI's taxonomy places the organism in Eukaryota, Metazoa, Arthropoda, Insecta, Lepidoptera, Nymphalidae. The record is from RefSeq and is a predicted model, not a curated record. Bases 111 to 1655 code for a protein of 514 amino acids. Gene Ontology annotation, molecular function: proton-transporting ATP synthase activity, rotational mechanism; ATP binding; ATP hydrolysis activity. Gene Ontology annotation, biological process: proton motive force-driven mitochondrial ATP synthesis; proton transmembrane transport. The transcript has a single exon.
CUGCACUAUGGUCAUUAUUCCUCUUACGUAAACUUCGACAAGCACCGAUUUUUUAAAAGAAGAAGAUAUCUACUGCUGUACAUUCCUACGAAAACUUUUAAAAAACGAACAUGUUUUCUACCGUUGGUAGAGCUGGUCUCUUGGCCACGAGGACGGUAGUUAACAACUCCUUGACCGAGAAGACACCUUUGGUUGCCGGAGCCUUAGUGAAUAAACGUGACUAUGCAGCCAAAGCAGCAGGAAAAGGUCAAGGUAAGGUGGUAGCUGUUAUCGGUGCUGUCGUAGAUGUACAAUUUGAGGAUAAUCUACCUCCCAUCCUUAAUGCUCUCGAGGUUCAGAACAGGUCCCCUCGGCUCGUCCUUGAAGUGGCGCAGCACUUGGGUGAAAAUACAGUACGUACCAUUGCCAUGGACGGUACAGAGGGUCUCGUUCGUGGACAGGCCGUCCUCGACUCUGGCUCACCUAUUCGUAUUCCCGUUGGAGCGGAGACCCUUGGACGUAUCAUCAAUGUAAUCGGAGAACCUAUCGAUGAGCGUGGUCCAAUUCCUACCGACAAGACAGCCGCCAUUCACGCCGAGGCGCCUGCAUUCGUCGACAUGUCUGUAGAGCAAGAAAUUCUGGUAACUGGUAUCAAGGUCGUAGAUCUGCUUGCGCCUUACGCCAAGGGAGGUAAGAUCGGUCUUUUCGGCGGCGCUGGUGUCGGCAAGACCGUACUUAUUAUGGAACUGAUCAACAACGUUGCUAAGGCCCACGGUGGUUACUCAGUAUUCGCUGGUGUAGGAGAGCGCACUCGCGAAGGUAACGAUUUGUACCACGAGAUGAUUGAAUCAGGUGUAAUUUCCCUGACAGACAAGACAUCCAAAGUAGCGCUUGUGUACGGUCAGAUGAACGAGCCCCCUGGCGCGCGUGCCCGUGUCGCUCUCACAGGACUGACGGUUGCUGAAUACUUCCGUGAUCAGGAAGGACAGGAUGUACUACUUUUCAUUGAUAACAUUUUCAGAUUCACCCAGGCUGGUUCAGAGGUAUCUGCGUUGCUGGGUCGUAUUCCUUCUGCUGUAGGUUACCAACCCACCCUUGCCACUGACAUGGGUACUAUGCAGGAACGUAUCACCACCACCAAGAAGGGAUCUAUCACUUCUGUACAGGCUAUUUAUGUACCUGCUGAUGACUUGACUGACCCUGCUCCUGCUACCACCUUCGCUCACUUGGAUGCUACCACUGUAUUGUCCCGUGCUAUUGCUGAACUGGGUAUCUACCCUGCUGUAGAUCCUCUUGACUCUACCUCACGUAUUAUGGACCCUAACAUCAUUGGUGCUGAGCACUACAAUGUAGCACGUGGCGUUCAGAAGAUUCUACAAGACUACAAAUCUCUACAGGACAUUAUUGCUAUCCUUGGUAUGGAUGAGUUGUCUGAAGAAGACAAGCUGACUGUAGCACGUGCACGUAAGAUCCAGAGGUUCCUUUCCCAACCUUUCCAGGUAGCUGAGGUUUUCACUGGCCAUGCCGGAAAACUUGUACCUCUUGAGGAAACCAUUAAGGGAUUCUCUAAAAUUCUUCAAGGAGAGUAUGACCAUUUACCUGAAGUUGCAUUCUACAUGGUUGGCCCAAUCGAGGAAGUUGUUGCUAAAGCUGAAACUUUGGCCAAGAAUGCAUAAACCUUUUCCUAGAAAUUAUAUUAGAUGAGUAGUCAUUUGAAAAACUCAUGUUAUUUAUUAUUAUUCAAAUACUAUUGUAUCUCAACACCCAAUACAAAAUGUAAAAGUAAUACAAGCAUGCAAUAACUCCAUUUGGUAAACGACAAAAUAAAAAUUUACUCCUA